This is a messenger RNA of Trichoderma harzianum CBS 226.95, 864 nucleotides long. RefSeq lists its product as hypothetical. The transcript has 6 exons. Bases 1 to 864 code for a protein of 287 amino acids. Lineage: Eukaryota; Fungi; Ascomycota; Sordariomycetes; Hypocreales; Hypocreaceae. The record is from RefSeq and is a predicted model, not a curated record.
AUGACGCGCCAAAAGGAAGAAGAGUUUCAAGUGGCUGAUAUGCCUAAUCUGAGUGGCUAUGUUGCAAUUGUAACAGGCGGCAAUUCUGGCAUUGGAUACGAAACAACGCGAGAGUUGGCUAAUCAUGGAGCCCGAGUAUAUAUCGCAAGCAGAUCUAAAACCCGUGUCGAUGAGGCAAUCAGGGCGAUGAAAACCGGAAACAGUGGUCUAGACAUUCACUUUCUCAAGCUAGACUUGCAAGAUCUUCAGAGCAUCAAGACUACGGCUGAGAAAUUUUCGCCAAAGGAGACCCGUCUUGAUAUACUCAUCAAUAAUGCCGGCAUAAUGGCGUGUCCUUACGAGCUAACCAAGGAUGGAUACGAAUUGCAGUGGCAAACUAACUUUCUCGGGCACCAUGCUUUCACAAUGUGUUUACUUCCUCUUCUACGUUCGGCUGCCCAAAGUAGCCACAGCAGAGACCGAGUGAGAAUUGUAAACGUCUCAAAUCCAAAUCUGGCUGAUGUGAAAGGAGUAACCGCCCCAUGGAAACGUUACGGUCAUUCGAAGCAAGCCAGUAUCAUUGCUGCCAAGGCAAUCACAGACCGUUACAAAGCUCUCGGCAUUACAGCUUAUUCUUUACAUCCGGGCCUAAUCAAGUCAAAUCUCCAGAGCCACGAUACUUCCUUUCUCGGCAUGUUCUUGUAUUGUGCUACAAGCCCCAAUGCUCCCUCAUAUGCUGGCCGCUAUUUCACGCCGUUUGGGAAGGUUGGAACGAAGGAAAACAAGUGGCUGGAUGAUGCAAAAUGUGUCGACAGGCUUUGGACGCUCGCAACUAAUCAGCUCAGGGAUCACGGGUUUGUAAUCGACGAUAAUGCUGGUAAAUGA